AUGGCAAACCCCCCAAAGUCAAGAGUACCGGUGAAAAAAUAUGGUUCGAAGAAGAAAAAGAAGGGUCUGAAGGUGGGGAGGGUAGAGAAGAAGGGGGAGGAGGAGGGGAAGAAGUUGAGUCAGAAAGCUGUCGACAGGCUUCUUCACCAAAUCUACUACGAUCCGAGGCACCCUGCGGCGCUGGGGGGAGUGGACAAACUACUCCGAGUGGUACGUUCCAAAGGGGUGAGCAGGGACCGCGUCGCUUCGUGGUUACGAAGUCAAUCCAGUUACACGCUCCAUAAGCCCUACAAGCGCCGCUACUCACGUCAACGGGUGAUCGUGAAUGGGAAAGACGAACAAUGGCAAGCCGAUUUGGUGGACAUGCAGAAACUGAAAUCCCACAACGAUGGCCACAAAUACAGCCUCACCGUCAUCGACGUGUUGAGCAAGUACGGCUGGGCCAUCCCCCUAAAAGACAAAACAGGCCCCCAGAUUGUUCAGGCGUUGACCAUCAUUUUCAAGGGGGGCCGGUUGCCCGAAAAGCUUCAAACGGACGAUGGGACUGAGUUCAAAAACCGGACUUUCCAAACGUUUCUCUCCUCCCACGGGAUUAUCUUUUUCACCACACGUAGUGAGAUGAAGGCUUCGAUCGUGGAACGGUUCAAUCGUACUCUCAAAACUUGGAUGUGGCGUUGGUUCACCCACGGGGAGACGCGCCGGUAUGUGGACAUGUUACCUGGGUUGGUGGAUAACUACAACCAUUCCUACCACCGGAGCAUCCGUCGUGCCCCAGCGGACGUCGUGACGUACGAUGACGCCCAGGAGGUGUGGCGCAUUUUGUAUGGGGGUGGGGAGCAAGCGAAAUCCAAGAAAGGGGGCAAGAGAAAACCGGCGCCUAAAUUUUACGUGGGGGAUAAAGUGAGAGUGAGUAAAGCCAAGCAUGUGUUCGCCAAGGGGUACACCCCCAACUGGACGGAAGAAGUGUUCACGAUCGCCCAACGGUACAAUGACCCAAAACAAAACACCUACGCGUACCGGAUCCGCGAGUACGAUGGGACUUGGUUAGAAGGCCGUUUUUACGAACCCGAGUUACAAGCGGUGCGCUUUGACGAAGAGGAGAAGUUGUACCGUAUCGAGAAAGUGCUUAAGACACGCGGGAAGGGGGCGAAGAAGGAGCAUUUGGUGAAGUGGCGUGGGUGGCCUGCCAAGUACAACAGUUGGGUGCCUGCGCGGGAAGUGCAUAAAAUAGCGUGA
Molecule: messenger RNA, 1236 nt
Organism: Nematostella vectensis (starlet sea anemone)
Lineage: Eukaryota; Metazoa; Cnidaria; Anthozoa; Actiniaria; Edwardsiidae
Exons: 1
Coding region: 1-1236 (411 amino acids)
Biological process (GO): DNA integration
Molecular function (GO): nucleic acid binding
Source: RefSeq, a predicted model, not a curated record